This is a messenger RNA of Rubroshorea leprosula, 1505 nucleotides long. The record is from the annotation of a GenBank genome assembly. Lineage: Eukaryota; Viridiplantae; Streptophyta; Magnoliopsida; Malvales; Dipterocarpaceae.
AAAAGUAUACUCUUUAAAGGAAUGAGGCACCUCAAAGUCGCAAUCUUCUGGCCAUGGCUUUAGUUAGAUGAUUUUGAUGUUCGUACUGGUAAUGGACAAAUGUAGAAACUCUUGUGAGCGAAGUAAUAUCUGUAUGGUUAAUUGUACACAAAUGUAGUUAGUAGUACCUUUCACCAGUUGCUUCUCCCAGCAUAAGGCUAAAGAGUCCCCAUCAUCCAAACAAAUUGAAACACUCUUUUUAGAUUAAACAAUAAUGAAUUCUCAAAUAUCACAUUGUAUAUUUGACUUUCACGGAAAAAGGAUAACAAAAAUGGAAAAAAAUUUUUUUAAUUAAAAUGGAUAGUAGGAAUUUUCCUGGAAGGAGGUUUGUGUAUUUUUAGACUUUCUUGAUUACAAAGUAACCAGGCUCAUCCAUUUAUUUAGGCCAGUCAGUGUUGGGAACAGCAGCACAGUUGAACUCAAAACUUCUGUAAACAUGUCCUCGGAAAAGGGAAAGGAAAAGGAGCCUGCCUCCGACAAAAAGGGGUAUCGUUGCAGCACUUGCAAGAUAGGUUAUGACGUUGUGGACGAUCUAAUUGCGCACAGGAAUGCCACUCAUUCUCUGACAAAGCAGCAGGUUCGCAAAAACAGGAACACUAAUGCAGAAGGAAACAAUAAGGGAGUUGCUGGGAAGGCUGGCGGAGGUUCCAGUGGAUCGGCUUCUGGUGGAGGUAAGGGGAAGUAGAAUGCGGGCAACAAUGGGUUUUAUAAGUAGUUAAAUAUUUUAUACUCGGCUAGAAAUAAGACAUGUGAUUAUGAAUGAAAAGAAUGACGAAAUAUCAUGUAAAUAUCAAUGAAUAUUAUGAAGAAACAUCAUGUAAAUAUUAAUGAAUGAAUGAAGAAUUAUCAUGCAAAUAUAUGAUUGAAAAGUUCUAUGCAAACCUUCAAUUUGUUCGAUAACAGCACCUCUAUAUGAAAUAAAACAGAUUUAAUGAGCUGUAGCCUCUAUUCGAAUGCUUUUGCUUAAUUUGGUGAUCAGCAAUGCACCUUAACCGUCACAUUUUAGACCUGGGUGCUUUCUCCUGCAUGUGGUGUGCCUUUUCUGUCCAGUUACAGAAUCGAUUUCCUUCUGUUGACUUGUGAACAUUUUUAUUCUUCUUUCAAAAUUCGUUUCGAGAUAUGUUAAGUAGAUGAUAUUAAUUUAGUUUGGAGACGUUAUUUUCAAGCUUAAUAAAUAAUUCUAUAGAAGUGAUUGUAAAAGAUCCUGGCAGAGUAGGGAACUGCCAAUUGUAACAUGGAAUGAUGUGUGCACCACUAGAAAUCAAUGUGGGCUUGAAGUUUUGUUUUUGAGGAAUGAAGUUGGGAGGUAUAUUUGGAUGAAAUUUGGAGAUGGCAGGCAAACAUCACUGUUUAUUGAUUGGUGGGUAGGGGAAUGUAGGCUGGCUGAGUGUUUACAAGGGGUUGACCUGAGUAUAUGGGGUAGAAAUUCGUAGGUGAAGGAAUGGCAACAAAGUGGUCUUUCCAGA